This is a messenger RNA of Gambusia affinis (western mosquitofish), 588 nucleotides long. RefSeq names its product C-type lectin domain family 4 member E-like. The coding region runs from base 255 to 551 and encodes 98 amino acids. The record is from RefSeq and is a predicted model, not a curated record. The transcript is spliced from 5 exons. NCBI's taxonomy places the organism in Eukaryota, Metazoa, Chordata, Actinopteri, Cyprinodontiformes, Poeciliidae.
CCAUCCAAACCCUGAAAGAGGAAAAUGAAGCUCUGAGGAAAAAUAUCUCAGAGCUAAAGGAACAGCCUCCUCCAUCCUGUCCUCCACCUCCUGCAGUAAAAAAUCUGACAUGUCUGAAGUGUGAAGAAGGCUGGGAGCCACAUGGAGGAAACUGUUAUUAUUUUAACACCAAUAAAUCCUCCUGGAAUGACAGCAGAAGUUCCUGCGUUGAUCGUGGAUCAGACCUGGUGAAGAUCGACAGCAGAGAGGAGCAGAUGUUCCUGGAAUCUAAACUGAAGGAGAAACUGAAGACGCCUCUGGACGCGUUCUGGAUCGGACUGACGGACUCACAGGCAGAAGGCAGAUGGUUCUGGGUGGACGGGUCGCCUCUGGACCCACGUUUAAGUUUCUGGUCUGAUGGAGAACCAAACAACUGGGCCGGACAGAACCCAGCAGGAGAGGACUGUGUGAGGAUGGAGAAGAAAGAAAACAGCGUAGAUCUGAAGAGUUGGGAUGAUCAUUCCUGUCAUGUUCAACUCAAAAGUAUCUGUGAGAAACCAGCAGAAAUGUGAUUGUUUUCAUCAGGUACAAACGUUUAAGACGUUUCUU